Messenger RNA from Aureobasidium namibiae CBS 147.97, 969 nucleotides. RefSeq lists its product as uncharacterized. The coding region runs from base 1 to 969 and encodes 322 amino acids. The transcript is spliced from 3 exons. NCBI's taxonomy places the organism in Eukaryota, Fungi, Ascomycota, Dothideomycetes, Dothideales, Saccotheciaceae. The record is from RefSeq and is a predicted model, not a curated record.
AUGGACCACUUCGUUCAGAGCCAGAAGGACCCUCAAGGUACUGUCGUCGCUAUCAAGGCUGGUGAUGGUGCAGGCGCCUCAAACACUUUGGUAAGUAUCCGCAUUGUUGGGUUGCGCAACGCUAAUACGAUCAAACAGGGUGGUAAAAUCUCCCAGGUAUAUGCCUACAACGCCCAAAAUGUCAAGAUCGGGUCAGCUGGAAAGCAGACAAUGGCUGGCAAUGGCGACUAUCUGUCCUUCACCGUCGAUCAGAAUGUCCCAGGUUCGCAGGGUCAGUAUAUCGGUAUUCAGAAUAGCAAGGAUGCUACCUGUGUCGCAUGGAUCACCGUCCAAUCGCAUGACAACACUCCAAAUGGUGUAUGGACCGGAGAUAUCGGACGAAUGUGCGGCCAAACCUGGUUUGAGAACCAGGAACAGGCAGGCUAUCUCCAAGACGGAACCCCAUACCGACCUUCUUGCACCUGGCUCGAUGCAGGCCACGAUAGUGAUAUCCCCAGCGCGUCCAUGAAAUUCGCAGCCUAUGCAUACGGCGGCGAACUCAGCCACGCCACCCUUGAGGAUGCAUGUGCCUACACAAUCUUUGCGCAUGACGAAGGCGAGAUCACCAGUAAGUCAUCUGGACGAAGCAACCUUCUCCCCCGCGCCCGCCUCCCCUGGAUGGAAACCAAACUCGUCAUCUCCAACAUCGCCACUCACAGCGCUACCAACCUAUGCAACUCUGCCACCAGCUGGGGUCCUGACUUUGCCACUCUCAACGAAGGCAAACUUUGCGAUAUGUCGACCAAAACCCUGUAUACGCUUUGCUCAAAGGAAAACGUCGAUGGUUGCGUGGACAUCUCGACUGCUUCAGGCAACGGCACUGCAACCCAGCCUUCGGUGGCUAUGCGCAAGGUUUCGGUGGCGAAGAGAACUGUGAACAGUUCAAUCAGGUCGUACGAGGACACGGCUAUCUGGGGUGACGACAACUGA